AACAAUGCAAUGAUUUGGACUUCUUGAUCCAUGAGGACUAUGCUGGGACGGGGAAUCAACUAUCCUCACAACUCUACAGAAACAAGCAGCUCCAAGACACCCUGCUGCAGAAGGAGGAAGAACUGGCUAGGCUACAUGAAGAGAACAACAGCCUCAGACAAUACCUGAAUUCGGCCUUGGUGAAAUGUCUUGAGGAGAGAGCCAAGAAACUGCUGAUGCAAAAUGUUCCCACCAAAGCCUAUGGAUGCAUGGAAAGUGGAAAGAGGAAACCAAGGGAGGGAAGGUACCCUGCCAUGGAUACCCCCCAUCCUAAGAAUGCCAAGAGAAACCUUUUUAGUGAGUUUGCUGCGUGUGAGGGGCAGCCAAAUCCACCUGUGGACUCCUGGGUCCUGAAAACUCUUGGAUUAAAAGACCUUGACACCAUUGAUGACAGUGUGCCAGCUAACUACAGUGCCUUGAUCUCUCCACCUGAACGACGCACAUUCCCACGGUUUCCAGCUGAGGAGGCCAGCUAUGAACAUGGUGGCAUUGUGGGUCUGCCCAUUUCUUAUGAGAAUGGUCAAGUGGCACCCUUGCACAACACAGGCAGACAGCCUGUGCAAGAAGAUUUGGCCUUUUUCCCUGAGGUAUCCCACCAACCAGGUGCUUUACAAACCAUGGCUAGCCUUUCCCCUGCCCCUUUCCCCUCUUUUAACUCGCCUGGUUAUACCCCUGAUGUCUCACCCAACAAGACUGAUGUGGUCUUUUCCACAUCCCUAACUCCACACUGCCAUGUGAAAACCCAUUCCUUCCAGCAGGGACAAGCCUUUGUGCGGCGAGAUGAAGAAGGCUGGAAGUUUACUUGGGUUCCUAAACAGACUUAG
Messenger RNA from Gracilinanus agilis (Agile Gracile Mouse Opossum), 863 nucleotides. It is a transcript of the gene GMNC, whose product is annotated as geminin coiled-coil domain containing. Gene Ontology annotation, biological process: negative regulation of cell cycle; negative regulation of DNA replication. NCBI's taxonomy places the organism in Eukaryota, Metazoa, Chordata, Mammalia, Didelphimorphia, Didelphidae. Gene Ontology annotation, cellular component: nucleus. The transcript has 3 exons. The annotation marks the transcript as partial. The record is from RefSeq and is a predicted model, not a curated record.